Molecule: messenger RNA, 1474 nt
Organism: Lolium perenne
Lineage: Eukaryota; Viridiplantae; Streptophyta; Magnoliopsida; Poales; Poaceae
Product: transcription factor TIP2
Biological process (GO): anther wall tapetum development; regulation of DNA-templated transcription
Molecular function (GO): protein dimerization activity
Source: RefSeq, a predicted model, not a curated record
ACCAACCGCUUUCUCCUACCCAAUUUCAAUUUGCCCCUUUUAUAUAUCCCCACCUCUCCUCUCCUCCAACUCCUCUCUCAUCACUUGAAGUUGUGUUCAUCUCUAGCAAGUAGCAGCAGCAGCAACUCAAAACAAAUCCAACCUAGAUCAAGCCUCUAACUAGCUCCUGCAGUUACCCGGAAGAGAGGUUUCAGUCCCCAAGUUGAGACGAUGUACCACCCUCAGUGCGAGCUCCUGAUGCCCCACGAGACGCUGAACAUGGACGUCGGCCAGUCGCACCUCCCCGCCUCCUCCGUCACCGCUAUGCCGGCAGACCUAAACUUCCACCUCCUCUCCUACGUCGACCCCGCAGCUGCUACGGCCGUCUCGCCCCAGCCCACCGUGGAGUACUUCUUCGGCGGCACCGACCAGCCGCCUGUCCAGUUCGAGCAGCUGGCCGCCACCAACCAGCAGGCGAUGAGCAUGCUGCGGGACUACUACGGCCAGUACCCCGCGGCCGCCGAGACGUACCUCCGCGGCGGGCCGAGGACCGGGUCGUCGUCCCUCGUGUUCGGCGCCGCAGACGACGAGUCGACCUACUUGGUCGGCCCCUUCGAGACCUCCCCGAAGCCACGGGCCAGCGGUGGCAGGAAGCGGGGCCGUGGCACGGGCGGCUUCAACGGCGGGCAGAACAACGGCGUCGAGAAGAAGGAGAAGCAGCGCCGGAUGCGCCUAAGCGAGAAGUUCACCGCCCUCAUGCUCCUCAUCCCCAACCGCACCAAGGAGGAUCGGGCCACCAUAAUCGCGGACGCGAUCGAGUACAUCCAGGAGCUGGGGAGGACGGUGGAGGAGCUGUCGCUGCUCGUGGAGAAGAAGAGGCGCCGGACGGAGCACCAGGGGGACGUGGUGGACGCGGCCCCCGCGGCAUCGGCCGGAGAGUCGGAGAGCUCUGAGGGCGAGGUGGCGGCCGCGGUGGUGGCCGAGCCGGCGGCGCUGCAGCCGAUCCGGAGCACGUACAUCCAGCGGAAGAGCAAGGAGACGUUCGUCGACGUGCGCAUCGUCGAGGACGAGGUGAACAUCAAGCUCACAAAGCGCCGACGUGACGGGUGCCUCGCCGCCGCGUCCCGGGCGCUGGACCACCUCCGCCUCGACCUCGUCCACCUCUCCGGCGGCAAGAUCGGCGACUGCCACAUCUACAUGUUCAACACUAAGAUUCAUCAGGGAUCUCCAGUGUUUGCAAGCGCAGUAGCCAGCAAGCUGAUAGAAGUCGUGGAUGAGUACUAGCUAUCAUAGCCUCUACCGAUGCAAGUUUCUCUACAUUGCUAGCUAGCUAUAGCUAGGGUUCUUGGGUAUCUGCAUGAGUAGUUCUUUGGUCCAUUUAAUUUUUAGACUGUUUGUUCCGGUGUUUGAUAAUUAAAGACAUAAUAUAUGUAUGAGUGUUUUGAAACAUCAGGGCCAUGGCCAUCUUUAAUAAUGUUGGAACUUUUGGGAUUAA